This is a messenger RNA of Aspergillus steynii IBT 23096, 1119 nucleotides long. RefSeq lists its product as uncharacterized. Gene Ontology annotation, molecular function: protein binding. Lineage: Eukaryota; Fungi; Ascomycota; Eurotiomycetes; Eurotiales; Aspergillaceae. The coding region runs from base 1 to 1119 and encodes 372 amino acids. The record is from RefSeq and is a predicted model, not a curated record. The transcript is spliced from 2 exons.
AUGCCGGUUCCUAGGUUCUCCAGGUUUUUCAAUCGACCUGACAAGCUGUUUGCAGCCUGCCCACCCAACCCAAAUACGUCAGAUAGUACCCAUACCCAGUACACUCUCCAGAUUCCACCAGCAAUGGGAGACUCGCCCUUCUGUAUCCUUCCUAUCGAGCUGUUCGACCACAUCAUAAGCCUGCUUCCCAUCGCAGACCGCAAGUCCCUUCGUCUCACGUGUCGCAGCCUCAAUCCCCUCUCCACCCCCUGGGUCUACAGAGACCUCUACAUCCCCAUGACCAAUUUCAUGAGUCAACAGCAAAAGUUCGAGGAAGGCUUCCCCCAGCUCGUUACAAAGUACGGUCAUUUUGUGAGAACCCUUGUCGUGGAUGGAACUGAAGGCAGACACAUACCUCAGUGGACAUGCCCAUUCCGAAUCAUUCCGUAUCUCAAUUUCCUUCCCAAUCUGCAGGAUACCUCGAUCUGGGGCCGUUGCGCCAUGAACGAGCCGUUUCACCAUCACCAUUCUGAUCUGUUUCUUCGGGCUAGUCUGCUCACUCCGCCACAGCACCGUAUCUUUCGGCACCUUCGUUCUGUGGAACUAAGCAUCGCUUACGUCAAAGUCGGAGGAACCGGACAGUUCUUCAUGAUCAUUCCGUCCGUGGAAAAGCUCAUCCUCCACGGCUUGAGGCUCGACACGUUUAAUUUCAGCGACCUGGGUCAAUUCCACGGCCAGACGAACCUCAAAUCGCUGACGCUGAACUGGCCCUUCAUCAAUCUGGAGUCUUUGAAAGCCAUGCUCGCGUUCCCCAAGGCUUUGACCUACCUCGAGAUUCAAUGCUGUUCGCAUCUCUUUUGGUGCUGCAAUCCCGCCUGGACUCCCAAGCGUCUGUUGGAUGCCCUUUCUGCGCAGCGCGAGUCCCUGGAGGUUCUGAAGCUGCGCGAGACGGAGAAGGUCAUGGAGGUCAAGCUGUUGGCUAGUGCGUUUUGUUCCCGUCCGCCAGACCCUAGUACGCCGGAGUAUCAAUUUGAUCUGUCUGCGUUUCCGCGAUUGAGGGUGUAUGAAGGCUUCAUUCCGGAUACGUCGGGUAGGUUUCCCCGGCGUGAUCGUCUUGAUGAUGAGACUAUCAGUUCGUGA